GUCCCAAUGAACUCUCCAGUAAAUAUGCACUGAUCGGCCUGUUUGCCCUGCAGUGCCCGAUAUUUGAAUUUUAACCUAAUGGGACAUUUCCCAGCGUCGCCCUUCUCCGCCCGCCGUCUCGGCCCUCUUCCAGCGUCCUUCAUCUAGCCUUUCCGUGCAAGGGAGCGUGAGCCACGGCUGCUCCCGCCGCAACAGAUCCCGCCGCACGACCCUGAUGUGGAUCCCCGGCGAGCCGAUGUCGCGCCUCUGCGCCCCAGCAGCCCCUGCUCCGCUCGCUCUCUUCCUUCUCCUCCUCCUCCUGCCGCCGCUUCCUGGUUCUUUCCCGCCGGCGGCACAAGAAACCCUCUUGUGCGCGGCAGCUGCCACCGCCCAAGCCCAAUCCAGCCGGGCCGAUCUUUCCACUUCACCAGGGAGAAGCCAUCAACACCGCGCCCGGCCUGCGCGCCCCGGAACCUUCCCCAUGGAGAUCCCGCCGUCCCACUACCCGGCUACGCGCGCAGCUUGCGUGGUAGAAAACUACAUCAACUACCAACACGGCAGCCCCAGCAAGAUCUUCGAGGUGCGGGAAGUGCGCCAAGCCAGCCGAGAGGACAUUCCAAGUGUUGGGCACAAAUAUCGCCUUAAGUUCAUAAUGGAGGAAUUACUUCAGAAAAGCAGCCCUGUGAACUGCACAGCUGAGAUCCUUUAUCAUCAUGGUGACCCCCAUGUUGUUCCAGAAGUGCAUUAUACAGUGGAAGGGGAGUUUGGAACCAAUACUGAGCAAGCAGACAGCAAGUUUUACAACAGAAUGAAGAACCUGCCAGAGCUAUUAGAGGCACAAAAUAUUCCAGACAGUUAUGGAAAUGUGUCUGCCGAAAUGAAGCCUAUUCAGCACUUAGCCUGGGUUGCCUGUGGUUAUGUAAUAUGGCAGAAUUCAACAGAAGACACCUGGUACAAAAUGGUACAAGUGCAAAGUGUCAAGCAAGUGAAAAGGAAUGAUGAUUACCUUGAAUUCUCCUAUGUGGUUUUGAUCCAUGACAUUGUUUCCCAGAUCCUUACUCAAAAUGUCCUGGGUCUUUAGUUGUGUUUUCCUAACAUUACUAGCUGUGGACUCCAAGAAACAAACAGAAGAUGAUAUUUCAUUGGCUGGUCUUCUGAACCAGCUCCUCAUACACCCUUUUGGGGCCUAUCUACACCUUACAUUUAAAACACUAUUGUACCAUAUUCAACCGUCAUCCCCCAAAGAGUCCUGGGAACUGUAAGCAUGCUGAAAGGUGUUAGGAGACCCCUGGGAAAAGGGACUGAUUGUUAAACCACUCUGGGAAUGUUAGAUCUAUCAGGGGAACAGGAGUCUCCUCUCAGCAUAACAGGGAGUGAACAAAUGUUCCCACCCAUCUCAUUGAGCAAAUUGCUUCAGAUUACCCAACCACACAAAAGUACAUGCUAUAGUCUAAGGAAGGCAAGUCUUAGCUAAUCUGACUGUAUUCCUUGUCCACAUCAGAUAUGUAAACUCAUUGAUCACCCGUGUUACAAAAGGGAUCAAUACCUGUAAUCCAUACCUGGACAUGAAUCACAGCUAGGAUGCUGCUGUUGAAUAUGUAGAGGAUUCAGGUUCCACCCUAUACUUCUCCAUAUGAAUGCAGUUGGCAAAGCCUAACAGCAAUCUCUCCUCCCUGCCCCCAGAAGAUGUCGUUUUACUGUAAUCCCACUCCAUCCAGUGAGCCCCUCUCAUGGGCAAAUGCACAGACCUGGGAUCAAUCAGGCUUGUAGUCACAUCAUGUUCCGUCCCCCCCACCCUUCCCUUACUGAGAAGAAGCUGCAGGAACUUUAAUAUCUAUGUAAGAAGGCAACACAAAGCCAGAAGGACAAGGGAAAUCCACAAGAAGAAAAACAUAAAAUUCUUACAGUGAAUUUCUAUUUGUAAAGGGCAGUCCUGACCCUUGGGAGGGAUCCUCCCUCUGGCUGUGCAGGCAGGGUCCACUUUCAAAUGCCUCACCCAGGGGAAGAGGCCAUCCCUGCUCUCCAGACCAAAUGUCAGAGCAAGGACAGCCCCUCAACCCCAACCAGGCUCCCGAGUUGUAGCAGAAUCCAGGCUUGGCUGGCCUGCCGCUCCAACGGGAACCACAGGAACUUGAUCAAAACAGGUGUCAACAAAGAAUAUAAACAAAACUAACAAAACAAAUUGAGAACAAUUGUUAGUAGCAAUUGUAAGGAAAAAAAAUGCCAAGAAAUCCCCGGGGGACCCUAGCUACCUCCCGACAUGUGGGAUGCUGACAGAAGCCUCUACACUAUGCAUGACCCAAUGUCCGGAAUGAAGAGGCGAGGUCCUGCCCUCCAGAAACCCCCAGGAAUAGAAAUUCAAGGUAAGAAUUUCAUGUUUUCCCCAGAGGUUCUGGGAGGGCAGUCCUGACCCUUGGGAUAUACCAGAGCCGAGUGUACCAGGGUGGGAUUCUGGACAGGUGGUCAUGUGCGUACUACUCUCUGUAAGACCUUCUGGCCAAAUGCUGCAUCUGCAGAGGCCCAGGAAUCAAUCUUGUAGUGUUUAGAAAAUGUAUGCAGUGAAGCCUACACAGCAGUCCUGCAUAUAUCGAAGUGAGGAAAACUGCCCUUGAAAGCUGCUGACGUAGAAGCCCCUCUCAGGGAAUGUGCUGUAAGACCUCCGGGUGGAGACUUCCCCAGUGCUUGAUAAGCUAAAACUAUUGCCUCCUUAAGCCAGCAAGAGAUGGAGGAGGAAACCUCACACCCAAGGGACUUCCCCCCAAAAGAAACAGAGACUCAGUCUUACAGAAUGUGGAAGUCCUAGCCAAAUGGAACCUAAAAGCCCUUCGGACAUCCAAGAUAUGCCAUAUACGUUCCUUGGAUGAGACUGGGUUUGGGCAGAACAAUGGUAAGACCACCUCCUGAGACCUAUGAAACAAUGAGUUAACCUUGGGGAUGAAUGAUGGAUCUGGGCAAAGUACCACCUUGUCCUGGUGAAAAAUGCAUAGUUGGCUAUCUGAAGACAACGCCCUGAGCUCAGACACUCAACGCGCUGAUGUAAUGACCACUAAGAAAAUGGUCUUAAGGGUAAGAAACUUAAGAUUGCAGGUGGCUAGACGCUCAAAAGGGGGACCCACAGGCACCGAUAAUGCCCAAUUCAAAUUCCACGUGGGAAAACGGUGAACCACGGGAGGGUUCCACUAACCAACCCCCUUGAUAAAAGUGUCAAAAAACAGGGUGUGAAGACAAUGAAAAAUCACCCCAGCAACCAGAAUGCUGCUUAACGCAGUGGCUUGUUGCCUAACGGUGCUAGUGCUCAAACUCUUAUCGAAUCCUGACUGGAGGAACCCCAGGACAUCAACCAGCUCCCAGCUCCCUGGAAGAAGAGUCCCUCCCCCAGGCGUGGCACCAACUCAGGAAUAUUUUCCAGGUUGAAUUGUAUGCUUUAUUCAUGGAAGCUUUACGGGAAGACAUAAGGGUAUCUAAAACCUCCCCACAGAACCCCAUCUCCCUCAACCACAGCCACUCAGCCACCACGCUGUCAGACGGAAGAGGUCCGGACGAGGAUGAGCUAUGGGCCCCUGGAUCAACAUGUCCUCCUGAGGAGGAAGACACCAGGGCCUCUCCCUGGACAGUUGUAGAAACUCUGGGAACCGCAGCCUCCUCGGCCAGUACGGUGAAAUGAGUAUCACUUCUGCCCACAGAUGGCAUAUCCAUCAAAUUGUCUGAAGGAGAAGGCUGAAGGGUGGAAAGGCAUAGAGGAGCCCCUGUGGCCACUCCGCCACUAGAGCAUCAGUCGCCAAUGCUCCCUCUGACUGGUGGCGAGAGAAGAAACCGGAAACCUGAGCACUGUGUUGCAUUGCAAAAAGGUCCAGGAUCGGAUUCCUGAAGUGGUUGGCCACCUACUGAAAAAUCUGGGGAUAUAAUUGCCACUCUGAUUCUGAAAUCACCGUUCUGCUUAGCCAAUCCACUGUGACAUUCAGUCUCCCUGCUACAUGUUCCGCCUGCAGGGAUUGUAGGUGUACCUCUGCCUAGUUGAAUAGCCAGUGCACUGGACAAAAAGGAUGUGUAGGAUUGGGUUUGCAAAGAGGCUGAUCCUCCUGCCCUGUCAGAUCUGCCCCAAUGUGGCUUGUAGGUUGCUGAAAAACCAUCAGUUGACCAGGCUGAUAUGGCCUGGAAGAAUUAAAGGAUUGCCUCUGACGCAGCUUGCGGUCCUCCUCCUUUGUGAUUGGAAGCCCCUUUUGUUUGUCCCGUGUUUCCACCAGCACCUUCCCGAGUGGCUCCCUGAACAGCUUGGUCCCCCCGAAGGGAUAAUUAGCCAGUUGAUUUUGAGACCCAGGAUCAGCAUCCCAGCUGUGUAACCAUACAUUGUGUCUUGCCACCGUGCUGGCUGUCAUAGCUCUGGCACUGAGUUGCACGGCAUCCCUUGCAGCGUCUGCCUGGAAUGCUGCUGCUGCUACGGCCAGUUUGGCCAGACUGUCCUUCACUGGUUUGGGGAUAUCAUCUCUGCCAGCCAACUCCUGUGCCCACAGCAUGCAAGCCCGUGCCAUGAUAGAUGUCGCUAUGGAAGCCCUAAACGCACAGCUGCUUCUGCCUCAAUCUCUAUGCAGAGCUGCCUCUACCCAUUUGCAGCAGGGAUCCCUCGGGCCUCCUUCCCCUUCUGAUGGGAUAGUUGCAGAAGAAGACAAAGCUGCCACGGAGGAAUCCGCUACUGGCAUCCUCAGCUGUUCCAUCACCCACUGAGGGAAGAGAUAGUGCUUGUUGAUCAGUUUGUGCAAAGGCUUGUGCUUAUUGAGGGUGGCCCACUCCCCUUUCCAUAGAUCCGGAAUGAGUCAGGAAAAGGAAUAGUGGCCCUCUUCUAUUGACCCUCUGGAAAAGCAGUUUUGACUUCCUUAGAAUAGGAUGCUGUGCUUUCCGUGGCCAUAGCCUGUUCUUCAAGCAGUUCCAGUAUUCUCCUGGACAGCCACCAGAGCUGGAAAAAGCUCACACUGAAAAAGUCUCCCUCUAGGAGACAGAGCCUUCAGCUCCUCCUCUGGGAGCCCUUCCUCCUGUCUCUCUUCUAUGGAGAGGCAGCCCUCAGGAUCUGAUAGCAAGCCCAAAACUGUUGCCACCCUCCUGCUAUGCUUGCAUUUCCUCCCCACAAGGGAUGACCUAAUAGUCACCUGUAAAGGGUUGUGGCCUCUGUGCUUGUGCUUAUUCCUCUUACUCUUGCCCCUCCCAUGGACCAGGUACGACUGGGGGGAGAAUGAUGAUGAUCCAGAGGAGAGGGGGCAGGGAGAGAUGAUUGAACACGUGGGGGAUGGAGACCUAGUGAGCCUGCAUUUAGAAUGGUGCAACUUGCUGAGAUGCUUCCUCUUUUCCCUCUUUUUCUUCGAAGGCUCUUUACUUGCCUCCUGCUGGGAAUCAUGCAUGGUAGAGGCCUUAGAGGUGCUUGCCAAGGUUUUCGUGCCCUGUACCUCUUUUGCCACUAUCCUCCUCAUCCAGGCCAUAAAUUUUGGAAACUUCCUCCCCUGGAAGACCAGUUGCAGGAAAAAGCACUCACUCCUUCCAUGGGUGGUUCCUGUAAGUCUGCCCCAGAUUCGGCCCUGGAAGAUUGAUUGGAAGAGAACCCUUUUUGGUUACUAUGCAAAGAACCCACCUGGUCCUCCGUGGGGUUGGCCGCCUGGAGUCUGGCUGCUCUGCUGGUCUCCAGGGCAGCUGAUUAAGUAGCUCUCACUGAUCCCAAGGUGGGUGUGGGUGAAGAGCCAGCUUUGACUAAGAGCCAGGGAACCGCAUUGAAGAUCUUGCAGCUUGGAGUUUUUUGGCAGGAAAAUGCCAGCCGCGCCGAUCCAGCCACCUGCCAACAAUCGUGGUCCUGCCUCUGCAAGCAGAGAAGGCGCACCCCACCAGAUUCCCAUGCCAUGCCUGCCUGGGCUAUCAUUGCUGAGAUUUCCUCUCCAUGCCACUAAUGCAUCCUGCUAAUGCUGCCCCCAACCCACCCUGGCUAAGACUGAGGGGGAGGGGGGGAAAGAGGGUUAGAGGAGAAAGAGAGAAGACAAAAAAGGGAGAAGGAAAAAUAAAAUUAAGAACUAUAUAAAAAGCUGAGCUGUUAAGGAGCUCUGCUGGACCCAACCAUUCCUAGCGAGAGGAGAGCAGGUAUGGCUCCUUCCCCUGGGUGAGGCAUUUGAAAGUGGACCUUGCCUGCUUAGCCAGUGGGAGGAUCCAUCCCAAGGAUCAGGACUGUCCUCCAGGAACCUCCAGGAAUAAACCCUAUUCCCAAGUGUCAUAAGUUGCCGCCCUGGGCUCCUGCUGGGAGGAAGGGUGUGAUAUAAAUCAAAUAAUAAAUAAAUAAAUAGAUAGAUAAGAACAAGGUCCAUAGAUGCUGAUUAACAGGGCAAUCCUACGUUGAGGAAGCCGGCAUAACUUAAACCAGCUGAAGUUACGCUGGCUUAAACUACGCCAGAUCCUAACUCCAUUCAUCAGCUCCUGGGAGGGGAGAAUGCCAGCUCAGCCAGCAGAGCCCAGUGGAAAGAAAAAUAAAAGCAGCAAAAAACCACUUUUACUUAAACCACUCUUUUUCCUGGCUUACACCGGGACUGGAGGUCAAAUGACCUAACUGAACAGACGUAGGAUACAGCAAGGCCCCCUCUCUUCGAUCCCACCCUUGCCACACCCCUGCAACACCCCUUUUUGAAGACUUAUGCUGGCUUAAUUUAUGCCAGUUUGAACUGAGCUGGGAGGAGUUUUGCCGGAUGAGGAUUUAUGCCAACAUAGUCCAGCUAAACUAGAAACCCAGCUGGCGAUUUGUCAUAUCCUAACUACCCACAGCCUGAUGUAAAAAUCUGUAGGAUUGCGUCCUUAAGUGGGGCUGCUGUGCAUUAAACACUCUGAAUUGCACACUGGAAAAGGCUACCAAAAUUAACCCAACUUAUGUCUGGUCACAUGGUUCACUAUGCAUAUUAAUUAUCCAGAGAGCAGGCCUGUAUUACAGGUUUGAAAAGUCAACCUUGAAACAAUAGUGUGUGAAACAAUAAGACAUGGCAUUAACUGAAUAUUUUAGUGAAAUAAUUUUCUCCCUUUUCUGUCAUCCAUAUUCUGGAUUGUCCUCACUGUGCCUCACUGUGCUUUGUUAACGAUGUUCGAGUGGGAGACAGGAGGAAAAAAACGUGACUUGACACAAACUUACUAGAUAGGAACAUGAUUUUCCAGGCGCAUGGAGAUUAAAACCACAGUUCCUUGAUUUAUCUAAUACCCUAGCUUUUCUAAUAUUGGGGGCUUUUUUAU
Molecule: messenger RNA, 7221 nt
Organism: Rhineura floridana
Lineage: Eukaryota; Metazoa; Chordata; Lepidosauria; Squamata; Rhineuridae
Gene: LXN
Product: latexin
Exons: 6
Coding region: 215-1060 (281 amino acids)
Molecular function (GO): metalloendopeptidase inhibitor activity
Source: RefSeq, a predicted model, not a curated record